Molecule: messenger RNA, 6658 nt
Organism: Asterias rubens (European starfish)
Lineage: Eukaryota; Metazoa; Echinodermata; Asteroidea; Forcipulatida; Asteriidae
Exons: 7
Coding region: 456-5231 (1591 amino acids)
Source: RefSeq, a predicted model, not a curated record
CGAACCAUGCAAUCAUGCAAUGCCUUAGCAAGCUUUCAACUCAACACUUCCGGCCUGUUUUCCAUUCACUUUCAACAUGAGUGUGGGUCAAAUUUCCUUCUGAUAAUCGAGCACCGGGUUAUCCAGAAAUAGCAGCCCAGUGGAGCUUCGUUUUCCGGGAAGAGCAGAAGGUUGGUUGCGAGUGUGUCGGUGAAUCACAGUUUCUCAUGAUCGUUGCUGAACGUUUUGAGAAUUGUCACCAUAUCCACAUUUAAUACACACGCACACGUUAUUCGUGUCGUUUACUUAGUUAUUGUAUCUUUUUGAGUCAUGUCGAAAUGCAGCAUGAGUUACGGAUUUUGUUCAUUACUGGAUUUUCUUGAAGGAUAGUUCAACUGCCUUUACAAACAACUGACUAAUUUUUAGCCUUCUCCAAAUGGCAUACCGUGCGGUCAUGUUGUGGGCUGUUCAGGAAAAUGGCUGCUGCCAGACAGCAACUUCUGCUUGGUGAAGACACGCAACAACAUUCAAACAGGAUACAGGAAGACGAUAUCAAGCAGAUUGAGAAAAAAGCUUUGUGGCUCAAGACAAAACUCCGAGAAGGUCCUAUUAAUGGUCCAUCCAGUUUAAAAACCUACCGUGAGGACAUACGCCAGCUACUCUUCAGGGAGUUCAACAGUCCUGUAACGGACCAGGAAAUCAGUGUGGUGGUACGCAAGGCAUUCCCUGGUCACUCCCGCAAAGGGAAAUACUACCUUGGGCUGGGGACGGAUAACUCACAAUAUGGCGAAGAGGUUGGAGGACGCACCAUUCAAACAGACAACUUAAAGUCAUUAAUGACAGUACAGUCAGAAUCUGAGGGUAGAGACUCAUCCCCCGUGAUGUUGAAACCGGUCAAGAAGCGAGCCAUCCAGGCCUGGAAGGAAACUGAGAAUGGGCAAGCAUUCGCUGCUGACCAGGUACGAUUGUCAGGUCAUACCCAGGUUGUUUCCUCUCACAAUGCAACAGGGCAGUCAGGGCAGAAUGGGCAACUAUUCGCUGCUGAUCAGAUGAUGCGAGAUGCAAACAACCAACUCCCUGCCCCAGUGGUUUCAGUUGCUCCUAACAAUGGAGAUAUACGACCUCAAUGGUCGCCGAUGUUCGUUAGGCUUCCUCAUCCACUCCAUAUGGCACCUAGGGGUAUGCUAUUCCAGCCUGGUACCCUACCUCGAACCAUCCCAAUCCCUCACGGCGCCAUGGUAACCAACGAACCUAACAACAACAUCAACCGAGGCAUUCCAUCGCUAAGAGGUGGACGGAAACGACCGGGCAACAAUCCUGCAGCAUUUCCAAAGUUGUCGUACGGGGCGGAGCGAGUCGGAAAGAAACCACGAAAAGAGAACGCCAUGAUUGAACUCUCCUCAACCCGAAAUGGAUUAAUCGCUGAGCGGCCGAAUCUAGCUGCCAUGCAUAUAAAGCCCAUUAUUUUGGACUUUGAGGUGACUAUGCCCAAACUACCUCUACCCAGACCCAUCGUUGAGGACUGUUUGGAUGAGAUGGGUUCUCACGAUGAUAGAAGUACAAGAAAGCAGAUGGAGACUAAAGAGUCGUCACUUGGUAUUUCUAGAUCUGGGUUUGACUCGGUACCAGCCAGCCCACGUGCUGCAGAUAGUGCAAAUGGGUCAGCAGCAGAUCUAGUCAAUAAAUCUUUAAAUGUUUCAGGGGAUAAAGACUCUGCAGGGAGGACCACAAACCACAGUGCUGAUCCAUUCAAGAAACCGGAUAUUGAGAAUUAUCGGACUAACGUGUCUGCUGGACGCUGUCUGUUAUGUCAGAAUCCAAUACCACCAAACGGAUCAGGGACUGCAAGUGCAAUAACAAUCUGUGUGAAAUGUACAAAGGUUGCUCUCUCUGGCCCCAAAUCACUGAAGCCAGUUCCCAAGUUCCCCUUCGCUUGUAACCCCAAACUGGCACCCAAAACUGUUUACGUACCUGGUCCACGUCGGCCUUUCAAACCCAGACCACCACCCCCAACUGGACCUCAAAAGGCUGUUGGAAUCAGGCUAUAUCCACCGAGGUCUCUCCCUAAAGCCAAACACUCCAGUACUCCAGUACCAUCACCUUCAGGACCUCCUAGAUCACCCAGUCAGUUAUCAGUUCCAGGUUCGCCAGCUCCCAGCCUACCUCUUGGGAGCCCUCAACCACAAUCACCUCUGAUAAUGCACAGUGCUCCCCCGAGUCCUCGGCAAGCAUCAGAGGCUGUACAUAAGUUAUCUAGUCACUCUUUACCACCAAGCCCUUCCAUGAUCUCUCCACAGCGGCUAGCAUCCCCAGCUCCUAGUGACACUAGAGAGACUGACCCUAUACCAAGAAGGCCCUCAAUCUCAUUACAAGUUCCAAGUCCAGGUUAUAGUUCCAAUCCUUCAACUCCUAGUGGAAGGGAUUCCUGUUCAUCUGAAAGGCUUGCACUACCACCAGGGAGAGAACAGGAUGAUGCGACUAUAAAGGCGCUUCUUCAACUGGGACGGGGUGUUGAUCGUGUAGAUCAAGGAGCCACAGAAAGCAUGUCGAUACCGUCACCAAAGAACAGAACAAAAGACAGAGACUCUGCACCUCAACCCUAUCCAAACAGUAGUAUUCCCAUACCCCAUUCACCUAUAUCAUUGCCUCCUGUGGCCUUACCAGGCAACCUACCUCUCCUGCCUGGACAGGUUUCUAUGAUUCCAUCAAACACAGGGGUAGUGAUGGGUCCAGGAGGACAGCUUCUUCCCAUAGUACCAAGUUGGCCGUAUGGUCUCCCUACAAGUGAAGCUCUAAACAUGCUGUCUCAAGGAGUGUACCCACCAGGGUCUUUAUUCGUCCAACCAUCUCUGCCGAGAGAGUCGUCAAGUCCCACAUCAGCAACAUCAGACCUCAACAGAAACCCAUUGACAGAUUCACCCAAACCAUCCAGUGCUGGAUCAAGCCCAGAAAGCCCUUUUGAUAUUUCCCAGAUGAAGUACCGCAAGGGUUACAAGAGAUCAAGGUUAGCCGACAGAGUGUCAGACUCUCCUACUGGAGGAAUCGGUUACGGACCAGAGCAUGGUCAAGAGGAUAAGUCUAAGCCCAAGAAGUCGCUAGUUAUCGUUGGGACAAACUGUGCUGGAUCCUCAUCAAUCAAAAAUGAUGGUAAAGGAGGAUCCUAUCAUCAGGAGGAAGGCUCAAGAGAUGGAGCGGAGGUGUACGGGAAGUCAUUCUCCUGUCAUUGUUCUGGACGGGAAAUCAUUCUCCUACAGUGCACUGACUGUGAUUUUGUCUGUAAUAACAAGCUUGGCCUCGAUCUCCACAUUGCUGCCCAGCGACAUGCAGAGAGUCGCAACAAGACCACAGCGCUGGAGGUCUCGUCUCGACAUGCAAAUGAGGCUGAUGAUCGGGAUGAGGUAAUGUCUCAGUCAUCGGUAGAGACCCAGUCUGCUGAUACGGACACAGAUGCAGCCUCACCACCUCUGAGUAGAAUCCCCAGAGAGGCAACAUGGUCAAGAUUACCCGAUACAAACAAUCACCUACCUCUGCAAUCCUGGCAAGAGAAGGUGCUUCAAUGCAUGCCUCCUAGUCGUGCCUUCCACCAGGGCUCACUAAGAACACCUUGCAUGACCAGCAGAGCCAGCUUCAUCACUGCCCCAACUUAUGGCAGCUUUGGAACAGUAACUGAAAACACAGUACCUCUAGAUCUGAGUGGUAGGAACUUCCAAGCUCCACCAUUCUUACCUGGCAUCUCUCCUCCGUUGUAUACCAUGGAAGAGCUGAGUAAACAGCGACCUAAUGAGGAGCCUAGUCCGUUAGAUCUCUCUGGUUAUGGCCGAGCACUCGGAGAUUGUAACAUGCCACCGCAGUUUGUAUCAAGUCGUAGGUCUAGUACUCAGGGAAGCAUGCCACCUAAGAAGACCGCAGUAGAAUUGAUAACCAGCCAACAACCUGUCUCAGUACCAAGCCUUGUUUUUACGUCGUCAUCCAAUAAGAAGCACCCACCUCCACAGACUUUCUUUGAUCUGUUGCGACAGCACGGUAUACCUGUCUCGACAGAUGCCGUCACGUCCACCUCAAGUUCUUCCAAAAGUGUACAUUCGCCGAACCUCCAUACGAAACUCUCAAAUAUACACUCUCCCGCUGGUCCUUCUUCCCCUAACAUCAGAAGGACCCUUCUUGAUAACCCUUCUAGUCCUAAACCUUAUCCAGUGAUUCCAAGUAUUGUUCUAUCAAGCGGCGCAUCGACACCGUCCUCUGCCCCUAAAUAUAUGUUUCCAACAACAGAGCUGACUCGCCCACCACCUGGGGCUGUUACUAACCCUUUACUUACACAACCACAGUUUCUGAACUAUCAAGGAGGAACAAUAUCUGUUAGACCUACUCAUCCACUAACACAUACUCAUGUGUCAUCCAAAACUGUGCCGAUACUUUCGCCUUUCUCCGGUCAUGAAAUGAGGCUAUCUCCUGGUCGGGAACCACCCCAUUUAAGAGGUUCUGAAUACCUUCCAGUGGAAUCAAGGAACAUGCAUGUUCCCUCACCAACGAUCACUUUAGGAUCACCAAGUAUGGGCUCAUUGAAUUUCCAUGACUCCCCGACCGCUAGGCAACGUCUCAGUGCCCCAGAGUCACCCAGAGAGUACUCCAAUCGUAGAGAUUCCUCCCCCAUUCGAUCUCCUCAAGCAUUGCAUAUCAAAAUUGAGCCACCAGACUCGAAUCACGAUGGAGAGUCCGGUGAGAGGAUAGAACACAUCUGGGAUGAGGAGGCAGAGAAACAGGAAAGAGUUCUAGAAGCUAGCCUGAAUACAUCAGUCCAUAGUUCACCUCCAAACAGUAGCAGGAGUGGGAUAGGGCGGACGACAUGGAGUAUCACAUCAAAGAGCUUACAAAUCAGGGACAAUUCGUUUAUGAACUCAACGUCACAACUUAGUCCAAGAACUGAGCAAACCUCUUCCAGGAAUAACCAGUUAAAUGCCUCACAUUACAGUGCCAAGGAUUCUUAUUCAGGAGUGAAUGAUGCCCUUGAGAGACUUUCCUCGCCUUCUAUGAGUGUCAGUCCAAGUAGAGAAAACCACCGAGACUUUGCCAGGGAUGACCUUCCUGCCAGGGAAGGUAUGCUUUUGGGCCAUCCUGUAUCCAGGUCAAGGGACAGCCUUUCACCCAAUGCCAGCCGAAGUAAAGAGUUGAACGAUGGUAGACGCGAGGCUAGUAGGAUUUCUGCUUCGUUACCUGCCAGUCCAAGUGCAUGGCAGGUCAAAGUAGAGAAAUAAAGCCUGGAAGUGGUUGUGGUACACGUUAAGACAUUGAUGCUGCUCAUGGUGAGAAGGUGCGAGAAGCUGGAGAAAGAGGUUGAGUUUGAUCGAGAGGAGGAAGAGGCAGGCCAGAACGACGAUGAGGAUGGAGACCGAGAUGGCGAAGAAGAAAUAUAUCGAGAUGAAGAGGAGGUAACCAAGAUGAACAAGAGGAGGUUGAAAGACAAGAAUGGUGAAGAAGAGGCAGGACCAAGAUGGAUGAUCAUGAGCAGGUAGAGAAAAACGAGAAUGGUAAAGAAGGGGCAGACCAAGAUCAUAAAGAGUAGACAAUGAUAAGGAGAAAGACCAAGUUAAGACUAAGAGAAAAAAGUCAAGAUGGCUCUGAAACAGGUACAGAACUUUGUGGCGUCACUUCGUCAAUUCAUCAUUUGUCUAACAUCUCUUGGCCUCAUGCUAAAACAGCGCCCUCUCUGGCAUAAAUCAAAUAACUCCUAUCAUUGCCGACAGUCGCCUUGGUGCCUGCACGUUCAAGCUUUUGACCUCGGCUAUGAUAGUGCAUGCAAAGGCUCUAUGUUUAAUUGUACAUAUACUUUGAAUGUAUGUCCAGUUUAGAUAAGACUGUCUUAUUUGUAUCAUGCCCAGCAUUGCAUUCUGCAAAGAAACCAUCUCCAGGGUUUCUAUAUGUACACUUAGUGUGUGUAAUUAUAGAUGACGCGAUUCGUGACCUCAUUAAGGACCCGCAGGUCAAGGGUUAGCAGGCAGAGAGUGUACACUGGUCAAGAAAAGAAAGCUUGUAUUUUCAGUCACUGUAGGAAGAUAACAUCAAAACAGAAUUUCGGUGGUCUGCAGCUGUUCAUUUUGCAAUGGAAACUGUAAAACAUAUACAAGUUUCCAUAUAUACUCCAUCUUUGGCCUUGGAAAUGCCCUAGUGAAUGCCCUACUAUUGCUGUAGACCAAUGAAUCAAAGCCCAAAGAGAACUUUGGUGUUCAGCUGCUCUUAAUUUUGCAAGUGAAACUGUAAAACAAGUUUCCCAAUCUGCUCAAUAUUUGACCUGAGAUGAUUGAUGGGAAUCAUCUUUCUGAAAUGAUGUCACAGUCGUCAAUUUACCUCAUGCAUUUAUGUCAUCGCGCCGCCAUCUUGGAGGUAAAAUACCUCCACCCGAGGGAGCCCUACUCAAUUGAGCGUAAGUUCUAGUGACUGUCCUUUUAACAAUCUCAUUGUGAACUGAAACACUUUUGGAACAGAUGUGGAUUUAUCGAUUGAGAAACAAAAGUCCCAGCAAAGACACUUUUCGUCAAUCUUUAGAUUCUUCAGACCGACAAAUAGCCAUCCAAAUUGAAGUUGUUCAUGUACCUCAACCCUGGCUUAUAUUCAAAAUAAAAUAUUCAAACUGCCUUUAACUAUUGUGCAAGCUCAGUGGUCUAGUGGUAAGACAUCUACUCUA